Colossoma macropomum (tambaqui) is the source of this 3269-nucleotide messenger RNA. RefSeq names its product cyclin-dependent kinase 4 (gene cdk4). The transcript has 8 exons. Gene Ontology annotation, cellular component: cyclin-dependent protein kinase holoenzyme complex; nucleus; cytoplasm. NCBI's taxonomy places the organism in Eukaryota, Metazoa, Chordata, Actinopteri, Characiformes, Serrasalmidae. The coding region runs from base 273 to 1187 and encodes 304 amino acids. Gene Ontology annotation, biological process: protein phosphorylation; regulation of G2/M transition of mitotic cell cycle; regulation of gene expression. The record is from RefSeq and is a predicted model, not a curated record. Gene Ontology annotation, molecular function: ATP binding; cyclin binding; cyclin-dependent protein serine/threonine kinase activity.
ACUUUGACUCCGCCCUGCUGACAGGACAGGAAGCAUCUCAUUUUCACAAUGAGAGUUCAAAGUGAGAGCAGAGGAAAAAGUUCGAGAAAUAACUGAGAGAAAAACUGAGCGCUAAGCAGAAGCAACAGCAGAAACGCCUUCAGACAGAGCAAACUCUCCUCGAUGAAGUGCGGAGUGAGAGAAGGAGGGCAGAUGUGAUGAGAUUGGGUGUUUUUGUAACUGUGGGCAGAAGCUAGACAGAGCUAGCUUUGCUUCGAGAACCGAAAAGGAACAUGGCGAUGGCCCAAGAGGCAGUGAUCCAGUAUGAGCCGGUGGCUGAGAUCGGUGGCGGGGCAUAUGGUACCGUGUAUAAGGCUCGGGAUCGAGAAAGCGGACAGUUUGUGGCCCUGAAGAGCGUCCGCGUGCAGACGGACCAGGAAGGCCUUCCCCUGUCCACUGUUCGAGAGGUGGCCCUGUUGAAGAGACUGGAGCAGUUUGACCACCCAAACAUUGUCAAGCUCAUGGAUGUGUGCGCCACCCUGAGAACAGACCAGGAGACUAAAGUCACUCUGGUGUUUGAACAUGUGGAUCAGGACCUCAAGACGUAUCUGGAGAAGGCUCCAGCCCCGGGACUGCCUAUUAGCCGAAUUAGGGAUCUGAUGCAGCAGCUGCUUUGUGGUCUGUCCUUCCUGCACUCUCAUCGAGUCAUCCAUCGGGACCUGAAGCCGGAGAACAUCCUGGUCACUAGCAGGGGUCAGGUCAAACUUGCUGACUUUGGCUUGGCUCGCAUUUACAGCUGCCACAUGGCGCUCACCCCAGUGGUGGUGACUCUGUGGUAUCGCUCUCCGGAGGUCUUGCUCCAGUCUACCUACGCAACACCUGUAGACAUCUGGAGCACAGGCUGCAUCUUUGCAGAGAUGUUCCGCCGCAAGCCUCUGUUCUGCGGAGAGUCAGAAGUGGACCAACUGACAAAGAUUUUUUCGGUUAUUGGCCUGCCCGGCGAGGAGGAGUGGCCUACUGAUGUCACGCUCUCCCGACAGAACUUCAGCCCCCAAAAUCCUCAGCCAGUCGCAGACUACGUUCCUGAGAUCAGUGAAGAGGGAGCAGAUCUUUUAUUGAAAAUGCUAACUUUUGACCCCUUGAGGAGAAUCUCAGCCUUGAACGCUCAGGAGCACCGCUUCUUCUCAGAGCCCGGCGUUAAUUCUUAGGACACAGUGGCUGAAAUCUCUUCAGUUCUGUGAAAGAAAGUGAGGGAGAUGCUUGUAACGUAAAUACAUUAAGCACGUCUGGGCUGUUUGUUUUAAUGUGGGUUCACGAAUCAGACCGAUGGCCGGGGACGAGCGGGUCAUGGUAUCCAUGGAAACUGACUCCCAAACUUGUGUUGUUGAAGACAGGUUGGUGUAAAUGUUGUACAUGAAGGGUAGAUUUUUAUUAUUUUUAUUUUAAACAACUAAAAUCCAGUCAUCUUGAUAACAUUUGGGUACUGAUCCUAUCUGUCCAAAAGUCUGUAGACGGAGCUUCUUCUGAACUUAACGGGAGUUUUUGGAACAUUGCUGUGAGGAUCUGAUUGGGCAUUAGUGAGGUCAGGUACUGAUGUUGGAUGGUCAGUUUUGGAUCACUCCAACUUAUCCCAAAGGUAUUGGAUGGAGCUCAAUCACUCCAGAGAACACAGUUCCACUGCUCCACAGCCCAAUGCUGGGGGGCUUUAUACCCCUCUAGCCCAUGCUUGGCAUUGGGCAUGGAGACCUUAGGAUCAUGUGCAGCUGCUCCACAGUGUCACAUGCUAUUGCUCGGUGCUUUUCUAUGGAGAUUAUACAAGCUGGGUCGGCAGUGGGUGCAGCUGAACUCAGUAGAAGAGCUGUUUGGAGACUUUUGGACAGAUAGUGUAUGAAAAUGGUAGCAUUCAUGAGAAACAGUACUCGGUGAGUGAAAGCAAGCAUUAAAAUCUUUUACAGCCUCACAGUGCGUACAUAACAAAUGCCGUCAGCGGUGUAGCAUCUUAUACCUCUUACUGCCAAAUCUUCCUAUCAGGCAUUUCAUUUGAGCAGCAGAAACCUUAAAAGGGCCCAAAUCUGACAUUAGUCUUGUCUUUGUUUUAUUCUCUGAGGUCCACUUAUGAUAUUUGUGUGGUUUUGUGUACCAAAAACAGUCAUCAUUCAUUUCUAUGUGAUCAUUUUCCAGCCUCUCGUUAUCUCUUACAAUUAAACAAGCUGUUUCUGUUGCUGUGUCUUUAGGAUAUAUGUUAAAAAGCUCUGUUCUGAUUGGCUGCCUCUUUCAAAAAGCAGUCUGGACUGAAACGCUCCUUAUAACUUCAGCUUGAAUGGGCUAAACUGCAAAUAUAAUGUCCAGAAAUUGAAUUUCAGUCAGGUUGUUUUUCAGUCUGGGCUUUGUGGACUGAGGAGUGAGCGUUCUGUUUUGAAUGUUUUGAAACUUCAACAGUAUUUACAUACACGUUUCAUUUAAAAAAAAAGUUUUCCAUGAUAUGGGCUCCUUAACGUUUCUGUUAACUGGACUGCUGUCAAAAGCGUAAUGCUAAAGCGUUCACUGGUUGCUGUUUUCAGUAAAUAAGUUUAUAAAUAAAUAACGUUCUGGUGGAAUUUGAAAGCCAGGAUUUGCAAACUGGCACUUUACUGACUGCAUCACAGUUAAAUCCGUCUAGUUGUGUUUUAAAGUACAUUUUCAUGACUUCUCUAAAUUCCACUUUUUUAUUUUACCUCACAGCCAAAUGCUAGCAUCCAUGCCAGGAGAAAAAAGAUUAGGACGUCUUGGGCUGGGUGUCUUCAAAUAACUGACCUGCCGAUUCAACAACUGGCCCAAAGAGUGUCCUAAGUAGAUUAAAAAGGCAAGCUUAACUGUUCUAGCCUAAUAACACAAACAUAUUUAACUGCCAAUAAAUGUUACCCAAAAUAAUAUGCAAAUCUAACACUGUGUGCAUUAUUAACUUUCCAAAAUCAUUAUUUUCAUUAUGUAUUUUAGAUGAUUUCUAUUUUUAUAAACAGCGAUGAUCAACACAGGGCAGGAUUCUACACUGCAGUGCCCCCCCUUAACAGUAAUCAGUAUGAAUGAACAUCAGGGCACAUAAGGUGAAAUAAAUAAGCUAAAGUGCUUUUUCACUCUUUCUCCAGCAAGAUUUCCAUUUAAAGGGGAAUUGCACCAAUUUUAAAAUUGCAGCAAGAUUGAAAUGUAAUCCGAGUGAUUCAGAGUGGUUUGGUGUGAAAUUCUUCAGAUUUCUUUAUAGUGGUGGUGAUAGGAACCAGGGGCCACCAUGACUACAACACAAAUACAGACAU